GUUUCUCAGGUCACAGAGGCGCUGGUUGUGUCAAUAAUCACAUAAUUUUCACAAUGAAAACGGUUUUUGUGACGGUCGGAACGACUUGUUUUGACGAUUUGAUCGCCAGAAUGGCUUCAGAUGAAGUGGUAGAGGCUUUAACACACCGCGGAUUCACGGAUGUGGUGCUGCAGGUGGGUCGAGGCUCGUUUUUCCCUGAAGCCCACAGCUGUCCCGGACUGAGACUCGGAGCUUUCCGCUUUAAAGAGUCCAUCGCUGAAGACAUUCAGGCCGCGGAUGUAGUCAUUAGCCAUGCUGGUGCUGGGAGUUGUCUGGAGGUUUUAGGAGCUGGAAAGCCUCUUGUUGUUGUGGUUAAUGAUAAAUUAAUGGACAACCAUCAGCUGGAGCUGGCCAAGCAACUGCAGGCUGAUGGUCAUCUCCUCUACUGCACUUGCAGCACUCUCGCAGAGACUCUGCGUGACAUGGACCUGUCCACGUUGCUGCCAUUCCAGCGUGGCCAGCCUGAAAACUUUGCCCAGUUUUUGGACAAAGCAGUUGGAUUUGUUUGACCAUUGCUGGAUGUUUUGUGUUGAACAUCAGUAUGGGGAGAAAUUGCACGACAAACACUUUAAAAAAAAAAAAAAAAAGAUUUUUUGGGGGGGCUUUUUUCACCUUCAUCACAUAGGACAGUGCAGAGACAGAAAACGAGCGGGAGAGAGAGACGGGGAGGGAUCGAACCCGGGUCCCCGGAUCCACGGCACGGCGCCCCGUCCACCUGAGCCACGAUGCCCCCGACAAACACAUUUUGGGAGAACGCCAGACUGAUAAAUACCACUGAUUUUCUCAGGCCAAGGUCCGUGGCAGACUAAUCGGAGAAGAAUAUUGGUGUUGAUCUAAUUGUAACUUUAUAAUAUAGAAAUUGCUAUUGAAAUCAAUGUUGUACAUUAGCAACUGUAUAAUGUUAUGUAUGUAUUUAGUCAGUGCCUUCCAUGAUUAUUGGCACCCCUUGUAAAUGUGGUUCGAAAAAAAUCCGCCUUUUGGUGAAGUACCUUCAUCUCACACUGAAAAAAAAUGAGAAAAAUCCAACCUUUAAUUGAUUGAAAUAAAUGUAUUCAGAGAAAAACGAAUCCCUUAACAAGAAAUAAUUAUUUUCAACAGAAACGUGUGCCACUGUUAUUGGCACCCCUGCGUUUAAAACCUUGUACAACCUCCUUUGCCAGUAAAACAGCACUGAGUCUCCUGUAACAUUUUAUAAGGUUGGAGAUACAGAGCAGGGCAUCUGAGACCAUUCGUCUUUACACAAUCUCUCCACAUCAUCCAGGGUCCUCGGCCCUCUCUUGUGCUCUCUCCUCUUCAGCUCACCCCACAGGUUUUCAAUGGGGUUCAGGUCAGGGGACUGAGAUAGCCAGGGCAGAAGCUUGAUUCUGUGGUCAGCGAACCCUUUUUGUCUUGAUUUGGACAAAUGCUUCAGAUCAUCAUCCUGCUAGAAGAUCCAAUGACACCCCAGUUUUAGUUUCUUGCCAGAGGCAGCUCUGUAUAUUUCUUUUUUGAAAUGAUUAAUAAAGUAUUUUUCUAUGAA
This is a messenger RNA of Neoarius graeffei (lesser salmon catfish), 1558 nucleotides long. RefSeq lists its product as uncharacterized. The coding region runs from base 54 to 548 and encodes 164 amino acids. Gene Ontology annotation, molecular function: hexosyltransferase activity. The transcript has 4 exons. Gene Ontology annotation, biological process: dolichol-linked oligosaccharide biosynthetic process. The record is from RefSeq and is a predicted model, not a curated record. NCBI's taxonomy places the organism in Eukaryota, Metazoa, Chordata, Actinopteri, Siluriformes, Ariidae.